AUGUUUGCAGUUCAGGCUAUUUUAGUUGAUGCGAAGGGUUAUGAGCUGGCUGAUGGAUUUGGCAGCUGUGAAUUACAGGAUCAGCUGCCUGAGAGACUGAGUGAAGAUAUUUGUGAAGAUAUAUCCGAUCAUGUUGAACAAAUUCAUGCUCUACUAGAGACUGAGUUUUCGCUGAAGCUUCUCUCAUACUCUGUCAAUGUGAUAGUCGAUAUCCAUACAGUACAACUACUCUGGCACCAGCUCCGUGUUUCUGUUCUGGUUCUGAGAGAGCGCAUUCUCCAGGGGCUACAAGACGCCAAUGGAAACUACACCAGACAGACCGAUAUUCUGCAAGCAUUUUCUGAAGAGACAAAGGAGGAUCGACUUGACUCUUUAACUGAAGUUGAUGAUUCUGGACAGCUAACGAUCAAAUGUUCUCAAAAUUACUUGUCAUUGGAUUGUGGUAUUACUGCAUUUGAACUAUCUGACUACAGUCCAAGUGAAGAUUUGCUUGGUGCUCUAGACGAUAUGACCUCCAGCCAAGGUAAAACAAAAUCAUUUGAAUCCUGGAACUACAGUGAGAUGGAUAAGGACUUUCCAGGACUUAUCAGAAGUGUGGGUUUACUUGCAGUAGCAACAGAUUCUGUUGCUCCUCAGUGUAAUGAAGCAUUAAAUGAGAAAAAACAUUUACCUCUUGCAUCAGAAGAUGGAGAUGAAAGCAAGGACAGGAAAGGACUACAUGAGCUUUCACAAUCUCCUGCUAAUUCUCCUGUUUCUAAAGGACCUUGCUCUGAAAAUGGCAUCUCAUCAACUGAGAACAAAACAGUUUCUGCACAAAAGAAACCAGAAUACAAUCUUUCACAACUCAGUGAUGAAAAAAUCAAACACCCUCACUGUGAAAACUCAAAUCCUAAGAGAUCCAUAAGAGACUGCUUUAACUAUAAUGAAGAUUCCCCCACACAGCCUACUUUGCCAAAAAGAGGUCUGUUUCUGAAAGAUGACGUAUUUAAAGACUACAUGGAAACCAAUGACUUUAAAAGGCCAAUCUCUCAGAUAGUAAAGAAUGAAAUGAGUAGAAGUACACCCUCACUGUUAGAUCCACCAGACAGGUCCAAACUUUGCCUGGCUUUACAGUCAACCUAUAGUAGUCCAUCUGCUGUUAGCCAGUCUUAUGAUUGCUUAAAUAAAAUAGGCGAUAGUAAUCUUGAAUACACAAUAAAUAAUCACUUUAAGAACAGUCCUGUGAGUCUAGGAAAACCUGCUUACUAUACCUGCAAAGAAAAAUCAAAGCACAAGAAGUCUCAUGACACUCCAGAGAAAGUGAAAGCUGGCAGAACAUCUGUACGUAUGUGUAAAACAGCUCCACCAAUAGAAGUAAAAAAAAGAGGACGUUCUCUACAAAAUGGAAUUACUUCUCAUAACUCUCAAUGUCUAGAGGGUGCAGAAACUGAUUCUAUUUCUGCAUCAUCAGAUGCUUGCAAUCAGGGAGACCUAAAUGGACAAUCACAAGGUAAAACUGAGCCUUUUAGUUCACCAUGUAGCCAAAAGAGUGCUUCCUCAGCUAGUUCUGAACAUAUCAACUCAUCACCUCUUUUACCAAGAAGAAAGAAAAAUAAAAGUUUAUCCUCAUCACCAAGUUAUACUCAUACAAACAGUAAAGAUGGUGAGGUCUGGUAUGGUUCUGAUGAAUAUUUAGCACUUCCUUCACAUCUCAAACAGACUGAAGUAUUAGCUUUAAAACUAGAAAAUUUGACAAAGCUGCUGCCUCAAAGGCCCAGAAGAGAAGCUAUUCAAAAUAUUGAUGACUGGGAGUUGUCAGAAAUGAACUCAGAUUCGGAAAUGUAUCCUACAUACCAGGUAAAAAAACACAAAAAAAUGGGUAGAAUUUCACCAAGCUCUUCAAGUGAUAUAGUAUCUUCCUUGGGUGACAGUAUUGAAUCUGGGCCUCUCAGUGAUAUUCUCUCUGAUGAAGAUCUUUCUAUGCCUGUGUCUGGCAUUAAAAAAUAUACUGAAGGAAAGUUGGAAAGGACAGCUGCCACUCAGUGCACUGAGAAUGAAACCUCUGCCUCAAAUAAAUCAGCUUUAAUUCGUCAACUCAUGCAAGAUAUACAACAUCAAGAGAAUUAUGAAACCAUAUGGGAAAAAAUUGAGGGGUUUGUAAGCAAGCUGGAUGAAUUAAUUCACUGGUUAAAUGAAGCCAUGGAAACAACAGAGAAUUGGACUCCUCCUAAAGCAGAGACAGACAGCCUUAAACUGUACCUGGAGACACACUUGAGUUUUAAGUUGAAUGUUGAUAGCCACUGUGCUUUAAAAGAAGCAGUGGUAGAGGAAGGACGUCAACUUCUUGAGCUUAUUGUAUCUCACAAAUCAGGACUGAAGGACAUGCUGCAAAUGAUUGCAAGUCAAUGGAAGGAGCUACAGAGGCAAAUCAAACGGCAACACAGCUGGAUUCUUAGGGCUCUGGAUAUCAUCAAAGCAGAGAUACUGGCUACUGAUGUGUCUGCAGAGAAUGAGGAAGGGACUGGGAGCCCUAAGGUAAGUGGCUUGAAGUUUGCCUUAUUUCCUCUUAUUUCCGUCUUCUUUUGA
Phasianus colchicus (ring-necked pheasant) is the source of this 2565-nucleotide messenger RNA. The record is from RefSeq and is a predicted model, not a curated record. NCBI's taxonomy places the organism in Eukaryota, Metazoa, Chordata, Aves, Galliformes, Phasianidae.